Molecule: messenger RNA, 2094 nt
Organism: Syngnathoides biaculeatus (alligator pipefish)
Lineage: Eukaryota; Metazoa; Chordata; Actinopteri; Syngnathiformes; Syngnathidae
Gene: gemin8
Product: gem (nuclear organelle) associated protein 8
Exons: 4
Coding region: 140-718 (192 amino acids)
Biological process (GO): spliceosomal snRNP assembly
Cellular component (GO): SMN complex
Source: RefSeq, a predicted model, not a curated record
GUAUCUCCGUGGGGACCAUGUUGGAAGGGUCGGUGUUUCUGUACAAAGCAUCGACAUUGACAUGAAGAAAUUCACUUGCUCAUUUCCAAAUCGCUUUUCACACCGUGCGUCGUCUGCUGUGAGGAACUGAAGAGCACCCAUGGAGGACAUUAGCGCCCAAAUGUCUCGGUUUUGCAGCCCCGUCUACAGUCGAUACUGGCGGCACUACCAGCAGGCGAUGGCCUGGCACCAGAGGCACAGGUGGGCCUACCAGAAGGCCUUGCAGGCCGCUUAUGGCCCAGUCUACCGCCGCCAGCGGCGCCCCGGGAGUAUAGAGCGCUACAUGGACUGGCACCCAGGCGAAAGUGGCAGUGAAGAAGGGGAGAGUAGUUCGGAUGACGAGAUCGAGUGCGACAUUAGUAACAUGGAAAUCAGCGAAGAGCUCCGGGAGUAUUUUGCCCAGACUGAGAAACACCGGCAGGAGUUAAGAAAGCAGCAACAAAUAGAAGCCAACAGCUACGUCCCGGCCGACCAGGACCUGCGCAGCAUCUCCCACCGAGUUGGCGUGGCCCCACCGGCCGAGCGGCCGGGCGAGAGGCGCGGGGCCGAGAUGAAGAAGCUGUACGGCGAGGAUGCGGCCAAGAUCCUGGCAAUGGAGACAGCCAUGCAGCUCACCUUUGACAGGAACUGUGACCUCAAGCAGCCCAAGUACUGGCCCGUCAUCCCGCUCAAACUUUAGUCCUCAGGGGUUUUUUUUCUGUUUUAUUUCAAAGUGCAACUCAUUUGCUGACAGAAAAUUGGUUCCAGAGGGUGAACAUUUCCCACUUUUUGGUGAUGUAAACAAUUGAAACAAAUGUCUACUUGUGUUUUUUCUUCUCCCUUUUUGUUUUCCCCUCAACUAGCUAGUCCGGGCUGUCAGUCAUCACAAGAAGCCCUUCGCAUGGCUGCCUUGCAAAAGGUGUAUGCUAUAUAUUAAAUGAAAUUGCAUAUAGUUUAUUUAAUGUAGAAAUUAAAAACCUAAUGGAAACGUAUAGGAUUGUAUUGUGUUUUUAAAAUAUGCAUAUUACAGUGGUGAAAUGUUGAAAGGCAAAUGCAAGGAAGCAGUAUACUGCUGUUUACUAUGGCAUGUGGGAAUUCAAAGUUUUGGAGUAUUGAUUUUAUUGACAUGCACUCUAACACAGAGUUAAAAACUUUUUAGAAUUUAGAAAAAAAUAUUUUGAAAUGGGAUUAUUUUUACCUGAUUUUGUGGCAACCACUGGAGAGCAUUUUCCUAAACAGUAAACCCUCAUUGAUCAUAACGGUUACAUUCCAAAAACCCUGACAAUAAAUGAAAUUAGUGAAGUAUCAUGCUUUAUUAUACGAUUGUAUUGGUUUUUACAUUUCGUAUAUGCUUUUCAGAGUGCGACGCGUUGAGUGAGAUGCAGGAAUGUAAUAUAUCCUCUUGAGGUCGCCAUCCACACAUCUACACGAGCACAUGCUUGUUGAAGGCAGGUGUGCUGUGCUUGACUGAUGUGAACAUCAGUCCAUGCGAACAUUUCAACACAUUUCCUAACUUUGAACAAUUCCUCACCCUGAUAAUCCUGGCAAGAUAAGUGAAAAGCAUUGUGAACCCACACCUGAUUGCGGGGAUGGUUUUAACUUUAGUACCUACUGUAAGUUGUAGAAAAACAAGGUAAAUAUGGCUCUUGACUUGGCAAUGAUCCUGCAGAUGUUGUUAUGCAUGUGUGCAGUAGCUAUUUUUUUUGUCUAAAGUUGUGAAUUUAUCUAUAAAAAAUCCUGACCGUGCCUUUUGUUUUUAAAAGUGGCUUUCUAGUGAUGUUCUUUGUAUACUUAAGCGAUUUAGUGACUUACCAAAUGUACUGUUUGAGUUCUGCAAAGAAUAAGUACCCAAGUCAUUGCUCCCGCAUUAACAUAAUUUAGCCUAGAAGUUGAAUUGUAUCAGAGUUGAAGUUAUUUAAAACAAAAGUAUGAUGCGCUGAAAUCGCAAUCGUUUAAAGAAGACAGCGAGGGAUUGCUAUGUCGUGCAGAAUGAUUGUGCGGUCACAUAACCCCUUUUCAAAAUCUGACGUCCGAUUGACUGCUUGUUACCUCCGCAAUAAACCCACCCCCGCACAA